Morus notabilis is the source of this 1047-nucleotide messenger RNA. RefSeq lists its product as uncharacterized. The transcript is spliced from 4 exons. Gene Ontology annotation, molecular function: acid phosphatase activity; inositol phosphate phosphatase activity. Lineage: Eukaryota; Viridiplantae; Streptophyta; Magnoliopsida; Rosales; Moraceae. The coding region runs from base 235 to 816 and encodes 193 amino acids. The record is from RefSeq and is a predicted model, not a curated record.
CUUUUGCAGUCGCCCCUUUCCCCUUUUCCUCAUACUCUCGCUUUUGUUCGAAUCCAAGUUAGACUCGAACUUUGAGGGAGAGUUAUAUAGCUGAAGUAGGGCGUAGUCCUAAUUAAAAGAAGCCUACAGCCCAUCAGAUUGCGAUUAUAGAAACAGAUAGCUGAAGAGGAAAAGAGAAAGGGAAAAGAGAGAAGAGAUACCAGGUUACUAUGCAAUCCAUGGAUCAAGAUUGAGAUGAUUGAGUGGACAGAUGACUUGGGGCUGUUUAUAUUAAAGGGUUAUGGCAAUUCAUUGAAUCAUUGCAUGGGAGUGCCAUUACUCGAAGAUGUUGUGCGAUCUAUGGAGCAGGCUAUCCAAUCUAAAGAAGAAUUUCAGCAAAUACAGAUCCCUCCAAAGCCUCCACAAAGGAGAAAUUGGAAGGGCAGCAUUGUGGCGUCUUUUGCUAGCACUGACAUGCUUGCAACGAAUACUUCAAGCAAGUAUUUUGUGCAGGAAUUGCAUAAUGAGCAACUCAGUCUGUUGACUGUAUGGCUUUUCGUCUCACUCAUUUUGUUGCCUGGUUGUGAAUGUGAUGGUUCUGAGUUCUGCCCAUUUGAGAUUUUAAGGACUAAUGUCAUCCUCUCAAAUGCUUCGUUGGUGCGACUCAUUGUCUCAUGCUUAGGCUGCUCCUCGUUGAAGAAUGAUUGUACCAUGCUAUGCACUGUGAAGCUGGAUAAACAGGAGGCUAAAACUGCAACGAGCUUGACUUUCAUGAUUUUCAGCCACGAGUCCCACGAUCAGCUCUGCCUAAUGUACAUAGCGGAGUUCUUUGUUUGAAUGCUCCUAACACUUUUGUUUCGAUUCCUAGCUAUAUCUUCGCUCGUUUUCUGUAGUAGGUGACGUUUAUGGUAGACUAGAUAAUUGAGAGAAUAAUUUCAAAGUCGCCAUUUUUUUUUUUUUUUUUUUUGGAAGACUUUGUAAAGUUUGAGGAUCUCAAAAGAGCAAAAGCAUAUAGCAUCAAAAUUGUUAAUCAUACUUUUAAUAAGAAAAAUAAUAAAAAGCUACUAG